ACCUGUGGUCACAAGUAUCUGGCAACCCUGCAGUGGUGAUGUAUACAAACAAGCGGCUUCAGAAAGACAGACAGACGUACACGUGAUGCCUCUUCCUCCAGCUCUUGCUGCUAAAUUAGCUAAGAGGGGAAUAAUUAAUGUCCCCAAAGAUCCAGUUUUUUCGGAGCCUGAGCCUGCAGCCUCGGCAGAGGAAGAAAUUAUUGCUGAAGAUUAUGACGAGACCCCACAACAAACCUCCCUCAACUACACACCCGUAGAAUCUCAAGUCAUUGACCCAUACCUGGGUUAUGCCGGCUGCCCCAACAAGUGGAAUGUGUACCAUGAGUGCAGUGACAUGUGCCGGGACCAGUGGAAUGAACGCAAAACAAUCAACUCUGACUAUGAACGCAAAAGAACCAAAAUGCUGACCAAGUACAUCUUACCUACUCACUGGCAAGAAGUAUUGGACUCUGGCAUGUGAGU
This is a messenger RNA of Homarus americanus (American lobster), 462 nucleotides long. RefSeq lists its product as uncharacterized. The coding region runs from base 86 to 460 and encodes 124 amino acids. The record is from RefSeq and is a predicted model, not a curated record. Lineage: Eukaryota; Metazoa; Arthropoda; Malacostraca; Decapoda; Nephropidae. The transcript has 3 exons.